Molecule: messenger RNA, 387 nt
Organism: Magnolia sinica
Lineage: Eukaryota; Viridiplantae; Streptophyta; Magnoliopsida; Magnoliales; Magnoliaceae
Exons: 1
Coding region: 1-387 (128 amino acids)
Source: RefSeq, a predicted model, not a curated record
AUGGCGGCCGCAGUUGAGGUAUUGAAUCAAAGACCUCAUGUAUCAACUUCAUGCCCAUUGGCAGGAAAGGAGAUUAAUGUAUUUAAGAGGUUUCAGAAGAUGCGACCCCCAAUCUUCUCUGGGGCAACUGAUCCCAUCGUAGCUGAACACUGGUUGAAGCAUAUAUUGAAGCUAAUGGGGCCGUUGGGAUGUUUGGAUGCUCAGAAGGUGACCCUUGCCACCUUCGCGCUAGAAGGAGAAGCAGAUGAAUGGUGGGAUUUGACAUGCAGGCCCACUCCAACAGGCUACUUGUGGAUGUGGAAGGGAUUCCAGACCAAGUUCAAUGAGAAGUAUUUCCUAGAGUCGUUCUGCGAUGAGAAAGUUUUGCAAUUCUUCAAGCUCAAAUAA